Messenger RNA from Spinacia oleracea (spinach), 4531 nucleotides. Its product is annotated as tRNA(adenine(34)) deaminase, chloroplastic. Gene Ontology annotation, cellular component: chloroplast. The record is from RefSeq and is a predicted model, not a curated record. Gene Ontology annotation, molecular function: tRNA-specific adenosine deaminase activity. NCBI's taxonomy places the organism in Eukaryota, Viridiplantae, Streptophyta, Magnoliopsida, Caryophyllales, Amaranthaceae. Bases 197 to 4405 code for a protein of 1402 amino acids. The transcript has 4 exons. Gene Ontology annotation, biological process: tRNA wobble adenosine to inosine editing.
CAAAUGAAUACUUCUCAUCAACUCAUCCCCAUCUAUAUAACUCCAACCUUGAGACCCGAUCUCUGCGAGCACCCGCAUGGAUUCCAUCACAUCCUCCCCUCCUUGAUGUACUCAAAUCUUCCAUUAAACCUCCUCCUCUCCUUUAAACUCUUAAUGUACGAAUUUCCCAUCUCCCUUUUCGAAAUCGGCACAAACAAUGAUGCACACAACAUACAGUAGUAGCUCAAUUAUAUCACUAAGCACAUAUUCUACUUUGAAUUAUUACUCUUAUUGCUCAAUUGAAAAAUGCUCGUCAACAUAUUGUUCUUGUUGCUGCUCAUUUCCUAUAAAUUCCUGUAAAUUAAUUGUACCCACAAACCCUAGGUUUUUGUGUGGGUUAAGGCAGUCCACUUUGAUUCAAUGCCCGCCUUCAAGGAGGUUUACAUUAGGGUCUAGUGACCGGUAUUGUUGUCGAUCGCCGACUUACGAUGUGGGUCGGUGUUGUUGUUCGGAGUCUAGCUGUGUUAAAAAGGAGAGAGUUGGUGGGUUUAAUGGAAAGAAUUGUAAUGAGAAAUGUUGUGUUAAGCAAAAGAGGGGUAUUGAUGUUAGUAAGAUCAAGGGUAGGAUGGGGUGGAGUAUGCGCGAUUUUAGAAGUAGUGCACUUGGAGAUGCUGAGGCUAUGCUUAGUUUGCUGAGUGAGGGAAUGAUUGAGGAACGUGUGGUUGAUAGGGAGAAAAGAAGCUCUCCUCUUGAAGGGAAAGUUGCGAUUGACAAGUUUAAGGAUAGAAAGCCAAAUGUUGCAAUUGAUAAGUUUAAGGAUAGAAAACCAAAUGUUGCAAUUGAUAAGUUUAAGGGUAGAAAGCCGGAUGUAGGUUCGGGGUAUAGGGAGAGUGAAACGAGGAAUCGUAAGCUGGAGACGGGCAGGGUUCAGGCUAGGGAAGAGGGUCAUAAGAGGGAUGAAGAAAAGCAGAUUAUUUCCAAAGACGAGGAUGGAAGGUUGAGGAGAAGAGAGUCUAGUUCGUCCUAUUAUUCUCUUUCAGAUUCAGGGGACUUUGGGAGUGAUGUGGAAGUGGAAAUAGAGAAAGAUGAGUUUGUUGGAGAGUCUUCUACCAGCCACAACAAGGAUUUGAGGAAAAAUGAAAUGACUAAACAUAACUGGGAAAGGUACAGAGAUGAGAAAGAUCAAGAAUUGCAAAGCAGCAAUGAUUUCAGAGUUGGUGGCUCUAUUCAGCAGAAUUGGAGAAAGAAGUCAGAGAAGAAGUUUACUCAAGAUUACAAGGAAACUAAUUCUAAUGUAAGGCAGUCUCAAGAAAGAAGUUAUAUGAUUGACUCGAGUUCGAAAAAGCAAUUGAAUUAUCAACAAGAGCAGUCAACAACUUCAGAUGUGAAAUCCCUUGGGCUGUCAAGUUCUCACAUUCAUAAAGACAAUAGAGCUAGUCAACUUGAUUAUUCAACACAAACAAAUAAUAGGGGAACUCUUGAAUCAACGUCCAAUACAUGGAGAAGAUCUACCCAGGGGGAUUUGAAUUCAGUUGAGGAAACAGGAUGUAAGUACUGCAAAACAUGUGGUACAAACAUGGAAACAAGUAAGACACAAUCAGACUUCCAACAGCAUGCUGAGCUGACAGAGAUGAGUGCUAAAUUGACCUCAGGUGCAGAAAGUUUGUCUGAAGAUACACAAAAGAAUUUAACUUCACAUCAAAUUUCAGCUGAGGAUGUAGGUAAGAAGCAUGACCAAAUUCACUUGGUUACUGGACAAUCCAAUGCAGAGAGAAAAUCCCAGCAUUGUCCUGAAACUCUAUCUACUGAUGCUACCCGUGCUCAAAGCACUUUAAGUAGACGUAGAAAAGAGGAAGAAAGUUCGAGUUCACUUCAAAUUUCAGCUCAGGAGAAUAAGCAGCAGGAUGAUGAAAUCUACCUGGAAAAUGGCCAAGUCGAUGCAAGGAGAAAGUUUCAUCAUUACACCGAUGCUAGUUAUUCUCAAAGUACCUUUAGGGAACAGCAGCAAUCAGAAGCUCGAAUGAAGUAUUUAGAGGAAAAGACAGCGGCACUUGUUGCAGCUGAGGAAGUUAAAAGAUUGCGUGAGGAAUCAGGUGGCAAAGUGCCUCAUGUCGAGAUAGGUGAUUCAGGAGUUCAUUCUUCCAAUUUGGAAACCAGGAGUCACUCUACUUCUGAUGAUGAAAGAGUAUAUAAUCUGCAAACUUAUUCAAAAUCAAAGGUAAAAUCAGUAGAGGAAUUGGUAGAAAAACGCAAAUGGAUUGAUGAAACAACUGUUCAAUCCACCCUUAGAACUGAGAUACAAGGGCCUGCCAGUGGAAACUUUCCUGGAGAAGGCACCGUAAGCCAACCCUCGAUACCAUUAAUGUCUCGGACAGGCAUUCAACAAUUAAGCAGGGAAGAAGUUAGGAGUGGACUGGUUUCGAUGACAUCUCCACCAUUCCAAGAUGUAAGCAGGUCCCAGUUUCAUGACGCAUCGAGAAAUUCUUUGAGAAAUGAUACAGGAAGAACUGGGGAAGUUGGUUCUGGUAGUUCAGAUAAACUCCCUCAAGAAAGAACUCCAUCGUCCCAUGGUGAAGUCUAUGACAGAAAGAGCACGUUCAGUGAGGAGUAUACUCAUGGGGAUGCGUUAGUUUCAGCUGCAUGUAUGCAGGAAUCAUCAACUCUGAUUGUUGAUGAGUUUAUUGAGAAGUUGAGCGUUGAAGGAUCAACUUCUGAGACUAGCACUGAGAAGAAAUUAGCAAAACUAGAUUUAAAGCAUCAAGAUAAAAAACAUAUGCUGAAAGGACCAACUGAAUCAGAAUCUGACAAGACAGGCUUACAGAAGAAAGCUUUAGAGCAUCCAUCUCAGGUUUCUAGUCCAAAUUUUAAAAAGAAAAAGCCACAGAAGCUAGAUUCAAAGCGUUCAUCUGUAGAUUCUGAAACCAAGGGAUCCUCGGAUCAGAUGUGGGAUGUGAAGGAUCACUUUGUUCAAGAAGCCUCAGAAAUGGAAUCGUUAGAGGGAGCUAUUUCUGGAAGUAUUCCUGUUGUGAGCAAAGGGAAUUCUGUGUGGAGUACUGUUGCUGGUAUAUGUAAACUUCGAUGGGGGUCACAUUCUGAAAAUCAAAAGUCUCCUGUUAAAGUCAAAGUACAGGCCUCACCUAGUGGAUCUGCUGGUGGCGAAUCAUGGUUUUCUGGAAAUGAGGCAGAUGAACCAAAUGGUGAUGGCAUGACAAUGGAGCACCUAAGCUCGCCGCAUCAGACCGCUUCAUCUGAUAAGCAACUUCUGGAGACCUCUUCAAGUCAAAAUGAGGAUGUUGUAGUUAUGAACUUGGAUGACAAAUUGAGCCAUGUUCAUGCGGGUACUUCAUCCUCUUCUAGUGCCUUACAUAGUAGUUCAAUAUCAGGAGAUGUCUUAGUUGGUGGAAAUACCAACUUGAGUAUUCCCCAAUUUAUAUCACUACCUAGCCCUUCAGUAGGUCUAUCGGAACAUUCUGUUAACUUAAAUGCUCCCCAACUUAUGUCACUACCCAGCCAUUCUGUGGAUCUAUCGAAACCUUCUUCUAGCCAACUGAGAAGACUACAUACUUCUGAAGAGAUUGUUGAUACCCGAAAAAGUGAGUCACUCAUAAGUCUUUCAGAGAAACAAGGGAAUAUAGCUGCUGAUUUAUGGCAGACUGAUGUUAUUUCAUCUGAGGAAACUGAUGUUGAACUUAACAGAAAGAAGCUUCAACGUAGCAAGGUAGUUUUGCAAAGGUUUGAUGAAUGGGAAGAUGCUUAUAGACUUGAACGUGAGCAGCGGAAAGUUGAUGAAAUUUUCAUGAGGGAAGCACUUUCUGAAGCAAUGAAGGCUGCUGAAUCUUGGGAAGUUCCUGUUGGUGCAGUACUGGUGCAAAACGGGAAAAUUAUUGCUCGUGGGUACAAUCUAGUGGAGGAAUUGAGGGAUUCCACUGCCCAUGCUGAAAUGCUUUGCAUAAGGGAGGCCUCAAACGUCCUGCGGACAUGGAGGCUUUCGGAAACCACUCUGUAUGUAACACUGGAGCCAUGUCCCAUGUGCGCUGGAGCCAUCCUUCAAGCCAGAAUCAGUACCCUUGUCUGGGGUGCUCCUAAUAAGCUUCUUGGAGCUGAUGGCAGCUGGAUAAGGCUUUUCCCAAAUGGCGCCAACGGAGAGCAACCUUCAGAAGGGACAGAGAAGCCAGCUGCUCCUGUACACCCUUUCCACUCCAAGAUGAACAUUCGAAGAGGGAUACUACAAGAAGAAUGUGCAGACAUAAUGCAGCAAUUCUUCCGACUCAGAAGGAGGAAGGCUAAGGAAAAGGAAAAGGAAAAGGAUACAUCGUCAUCCGAUGAAUCAGGCCAACCUUCUUGUUUUCCCAAACCACACCAUCGAUCGAAGUUGUUGCAUAGGAUGCAUAAUGUUUUCCAUUCUUCAAAACAGCAGGCUGAUUGAUUUUCAUGUAAGUAAACAUAUACUCCGUAGUCCAUACAGACGGUUAUUCUUUUUUUUCAAAUCAAUGAUUAAAACAUAUAUAUUAUUUGGGGUUGCGUGAUGUGUGUAUAUGUAUAUUCUUUUCCA